AUGAAAGUUAGAAGUGGUUGUUCCUAAUUCCCAACCCUCUUGCAAAUACUUACUUAUGUAAUGUACAUUUUAAAUGUUAUUAUUACAUACAUUCAUACUAUAAUUCUCGAAGAAUAUGUAACUUUAAUCACCUUAUUUAGAUUGUACAUUAUAUAAUAUUCUCUAUUCUGGUUUCCAUCUCAUGUUAUUUUUCUAUAAAAACUACCAUAAGUAAUCCCACUGAUAGUUAUGUGAUUCAAUAAUAAAAAUUUAGAGGGUAUAUUUAAAAUAAUGACAAAUUAGAGAAACUUUUGAUUAUGAAGAACAUCACCUCACUUAAUUUUGUGAACUUUGUAUUGCUUAUGUUAAAGAAACAACAAAACAUUGUAAAUAAUGUAAUAGGUAAUUUCAAAUUUCUAUUAGAUGUUGCGAAGACUUUGAUCAUCAUUGUAGAUGGAUCAACAAUUGUGUUGGUGGAAAAAAUUAUAAAUAAUUUAUAGGAAUGAUUUUAUUUACAUUCUUGAUCCUAUUACAUUCCAUGAUUGUUAAUGGAAGAGUUAUAAACUAAUAUAAUAAAUAAGAACUUAAAACCUUAACUGUAAAUUUUCAAUAUAUGAUAGAUAUACUCUAAAUAAUAAAAGUCUAUGUUUAUCAUAGCAGUUUUAUUUUUAGUUCUUGAAAUAGUUGGUUCAAUAUUCCUAUUAUAAUUAAUUGUAUUUCAUGCAUAUCUUUAUAAAAAAGGAAUUACUACUUAUGAAUUCAUUAUUCAAAGAAGAACUAAGUAAGUUUAGCCUUCUGAAUUUAAUAUUAUCAAUAAUUAAGAUAGCAAAAUGGAUAUUAUUAAGAAUAAUAAAGAACAGGAAGAUUAAUGUAUUAUGUUUAGAAAAGAAAAGGAAAAGCAAACGAGUUAAAUUUAUACUAAUUCAGAGUUGAUAAAAAAAGACGAAUCUCUUUGUUCAAUAAAGAAAAACAGUUAGUCUAUAUUGUAAAAGCGAAAACUUACAUAAGGAGAGAGUGAAGAUUCCCAAAAAGAAGGUGUUGUUAAUUACUUCUCUCAAAGAAUUUAAUCAAAUGUUGAUUUUAAGUUAUAAAAUCGUUAAUUAAAUACUAUUGAAAUGAAGACACCAGAAAUAACCUAAUUUUAAUGA
This is a messenger RNA of Paramecium sonneborni, 1127 nucleotides long. The record is from the annotation of a GenBank genome assembly. NCBI's taxonomy places the organism in Eukaryota, Ciliophora, Oligohymenophorea, Peniculida, Parameciidae.